AUGUCGCAAAAGCAGACGACCCUGGCCCCGUUCGACCAGCGCCCCGUCGUCGAGCGGCAGACGCUGAGCGCCUCGGACCUCGACGCCGUCAUCGCCACCGCCGCCGCCGCACAAAAGUCGUGGGCCACCACGCCCCUCGACGCGCGCAUCGCCAUCUUCAAGAAAUGGAUGGCCGAGUUCGAGUCGCACAAGGAUGAACUCUGCGCCGAGCUCUCGCAGCACAUGGGCCGGCCCCUCGCCCAGUGUCCCGGCGAGAUCGGCGGUACCCUCCAGCGCGCGCGGCACCUGUGCAAGAUCGCCCCCGACUGCCUCAGGGAGCAGCCCCGCACCGACACCGAGACGCCCGGCCUGCGCCUCGCCAUCCGCCGCGUGCCCCUCGGCGUCGUCGCCAUCGUCUCGCCGUGGAACUACCCGUACAUGUCGACCAUCAACGCCCUCGCCACCUCGAUCCUCUCGGGCAACUCGGUCAUCCUCAAGCCCUCGCCCCAGACCCCCACCGUCGCAGAGCGCUUCCAGUCCACGUUCGAGGCCGCCGGACUGCCCAAGGGCCUCAUCCAGGCCGUCCACCUCGACGUCGCCAUGACGGCCAAGCUCGCCGCCGACCCGCGCGUCGGCUUCCUCGCCUUUACCGGCUCCGUCGCCGGCGGCAAGGCCCUCGACCAGGCCGCCGCCAGCGGCUCCGCAUUCAAGGGCGUCGGCCUCGAGCUCGGCGGCAAGGACCCCGCCUACGUCCGCCCCGACGCCGACAUCCCUUACACGGCCGACCAGCUCGUCGACGGCGCCAUGUUCAACGCCGGCCAGUCGUGCUGCGCCGUCGAGCGCAUCUACGUCCACGAGUCGGUCUACGACGCCUUUGUCGACGAGUUUGUCCGCAUCGCCAAGCAGUACAAGCUCGGAGACCCGAGCCAGCCGGGCACCACCCUCGGGCCCGUCAUCAGCCUCGCCAGCGCCGAGCGCAUCCGCAAGCAGGUCGACGCCGCGCUUCAACAGGGCGCCAGGAACCUCGUCCCCGCCGACCUCUUCCCGCAGGCCAAGCCCGGAACCACGCUCGUCGCGCCCACCGUCCUCGUCGACGUCGACCACACGAUGGACGUCAUGACCGAAGAGACCUUUGGCCCCGUGAUCGGCAUCAUGAAGGUCAAGUCCGACGAAGAGGCGCUGGCACUGAUGAACGACUCGCACUACGGCCUGACGGCCUCGAUCUGGACCAACGCGUCGGACGCCGCGUCGCUCAAGGCCUUUGACGCGCUCGCCGACGCCCUCGAGACGGGCACCGUCUACCUCAACCGCGCCGACUGCCUCGAGCCCGCCCUGCCCUGGACCGGCGUCAAGGACAGCGGACGCGGCAUCUCGCUCAGCACCCUCGGAUACGACCAGGUCACCCGCGCCAAGUCGAUCCACAUGCGCAUCUCGCGCUCCUAG
Molecule: messenger RNA, 1422 nt
Organism: Pseudozyma flocculosa PF-1
Lineage: Eukaryota; Fungi; Basidiomycota; Ustilaginomycetes; Ustilaginales; Ustilaginaceae
Exons: 4
Coding region: 1-1422 (473 amino acids)
Molecular function (GO): aldehyde dehydrogenase (NAD+) activity
Source: RefSeq, a predicted model, not a curated record